Molecule: messenger RNA, 789 nt
Organism: Striga asiatica
Lineage: Eukaryota; Viridiplantae; Streptophyta; Magnoliopsida; Lamiales; Orobanchaceae
Source: the annotation of a GenBank genome assembly
AUGGCGGCUGGAGCGGCGAACCACAGGACCUAUGCAGGACACUAUGCAGCCGGUGCAGUCUUGGUCAGAAGUGAUCUCAACCAGGCCGCGGAUUUCAUUGGUGAAGGCAAGAGAGGCGUAAAACUCACAAGAACAUCGACAAUCAGAGUGUCAGAUGUCGUCGUCUCCGCUGAGGACACUGGUGGAGAGGACCUCUUAGAAGAGCUUUUGGCGCCAACCAAGGUGAUGAACAGAGGUGAACAAGGAACACAUGUAAUACUCACUCAGCUACACGGGCACCACCACUGUAGCCUGAGAGCCUUUGAUGUCAUCCACAUCCUCACAGGCCAUUUCCUCAACAAAUGUGGUCUCAUUCACAACCUUAUUCUCCACAAUGUAGUUGCAUAUGGCUUCAAAUAUAAGCUCCUUCACUUCCUGAAGCCUCUCUUCAGACAAAGAAGCCUCAGCCAGAAGUCUCCAAGCAUUUUCUUCGGACGCAUUCUCGUAAUCCUCUUUUCUCUUCAAGACCAUAUGUCCACUUAUCUCCCAAACAGCAGGAUUAACCUGAGUUUCGAGUACCUCAGCACUCACUUCACCCAGAGCUUGUUUCUCUGCAUAACACUGAGCCACAAAUUUAAGCAGAUGCAGGCACUUGAUACAACUCUUGAUAAAUCCUCCAGAGUGUUCCCACCCUCAAAGACGAAGCCUCUGACCGGAUACUCGAGGAUGUACGAGAUUCUCACACCACCACUCGUGGUGAUUAUUUCCUUCAAAGGAGCUCUUUCAACUGGGAAAGAUAAGGCCAAGUAG